AUGGCGGAAGGAGUUGAAAAUGCAUUGUGCAUUGUGUGUUUCUUAUCGCCAGGUUAUCAAGAGUCAGUUAACUGUAAGAAAGAGUUGACGUACGCUGAACAAUUGCGGAUACCUAUAUUACCAUGUAUCAUGGUACCAAACUGGAAACCAACCCAAUGGCUCGGUUUGUGCGUUAGCGAUCUUCUUUAUCUUCGUUUUGGAGAUUUAACAGAAGCAGAUCUAGAAUCAAAAUGCUCUGAUUUGAUUGCAAAAAUCAAACAAAUUGUCGGUGAUGAAAAACUGGCACUCAUUCAAGACUCAUCGAAUAUCAAGCUGGAAGAAUGUGAAAAUCAAACCCGUGAGCAAGAAAGCGGUGAUGAUAUCAUCGAUGCGAUGGCGAACAUUGAUUUUAGCGCAAAAAUUCCACCACCAAAGCGUCAAGGACCAGAAAUCUUGCAACCAUCCGAGAUAGCAGUUAAAAAGUAUGUUUGCGAAGGUGAUUCUGCUAUUCGACUGUUGAAUGGCCCCAACAAUAAAGUUGAAUGCAAUCAAGAUUGUUUCACUAGUAAUGGUGCAUUCAUAAAUUACUUUUUCAUACCAAAAAUAAUGUUUCAAAAUACCAGUAAAGAACCAGCAACGGUCAUCUAUUUAACAGGUGAAUAUCAAGAUCGAGAUGGCGUGUGGCAAGAAGUUGAACAAGUUCUCGUAGGCCCACCCACUGCAAAUGGUAACUAUACGUGGCUACCCGACACCGUAAUCAAUCUGGAUAGCUCGAGAGUCGUUACGUAUGCUGUUCGUAUUGAUAUUCGAGUAGAGGGCAAUACAGGCAUCGACAAUCAACGCCGUGCUCGAGCUCAUCGGAAGCUUCCUCAACCGCUUAAAAUUCGACUCACAGUACAAGAUACUGAAGGCAAACAAAGUAACCUCAUUGUUGAACAAGUAAACAGCCCACUUAGGCUACCCACUCGUGAAGCUCUAUUAAAACAGUGGUCUCACAUUGGUGAAGUGAUUGGUUUCGUUUAUGUUGAUGAUUGUGAAGAAGAUUCACGGUACUUCACGCUGGUUUAUCUAGAUUCAAAAUUCAGGUUAUGUCUUGCUAUUGGAGACUGCUUAUCAUUGAUACAAACACCGGUGAGUUGGGAUAGAAAACAGAUUAAAAGCUUACAAAAAGAAGCCAAAAUAUUAGGUCAAACAGAAAUAACCUUGAAAGAAAUGGAUCAAUACGGUGGCAUUCAUAAAGCAUUGUUUGAUUCUGAUACGUUUACACUAUACGCAGUCAACAUCGAGCUGACUUCAAAGACAUCAAAAACAGAAGAGCCAAUUCUAAUACCGUUGAACAAAGUUCGUUAA
This is a messenger RNA of Didymodactylos carnosus, 1329 nucleotides long. The record is from the annotation of a GenBank genome assembly. NCBI's taxonomy places the organism in Eukaryota, Metazoa, Rotifera, Eurotatoria, Philodinida, Philodinidae.